Molecule: messenger RNA, 481 nt
Organism: Paramecium pentaurelia
Lineage: Eukaryota; Ciliophora; Oligohymenophorea; Peniculida; Parameciidae
Source: the annotation of a GenBank genome assembly
AUGUUACAUCUUUUAAAUUAUGAUGCUGGAGAUUUUGUUUGUUCAUUAAUAAUGUUAUUCAAUCCAAUAAAAUUAAACAAUAUAAGCAUAUUCAAUGAAAACUAAUAUUAGAAUUAUAUAAAUACAUCUCUAGCAUUUUUUGAUUCUAUUUUGAAUCAUGAAACGAAUUUCAUAUUUUUUUAAGUUCUAUUAACUAAUGUAACUCUAUUCUUAUGCUUGUUGAUUAUUUAAAUAAGUGCAAUUUAAAGAUCAUUAAAGACAAUGCUAUAGUUAUAAAAUGGUUAGAUUGUACCAUUUAUUUCUAUUAUAUAUUUAACCUUCAAAAAAAUGAAGUGUUAAUUCAGAGAAUAGUUGAUGUCUGCUUAAAGGGAUUAUGAAACUUUUUGUUAAAAGUUAAACUUAAGGUCUGACAUUUCCCAAGAAUAAUUUAAAAAUUAAAUGUUCUUAAAUUUGUUUAAAUUAGAAUCAUAGUAAUUUAUGA